CUAUUUUCAAGCGAAACGUAGGAAGUCAGCGACCAACACUUUUAUGAUUAAUGACACACGGACGGUAAUUCACACAACGCUUCGUUUGAGCGCUGCGCCUUUAAAAAACAAACGGUUCCCGUUUGGGUCCCAGCUGUCGGCCGGUGGCCACGUCCCAAUCCGCUCCAAAGCGCCCUACCUACGGUGUCGUUGUCAACGACAAGGCGUGAUAGUUUUUUUUUUUUUUUUGAACGACCUAUCAAGUGAUUUUUAACUACUUUAAAGUAGUUUUUCGUGACUACUUGGCUGCUGCGGAGGAUGAAGUUUUGAAUGAGAUGUCGUAGCAGGAGGAGGGGGCACUUUUGGGGGGCUAUCAGAUUUGGAAUCUGCCGCAUUUAUAACCAGAGAGACGGCGGCUCGCUGAGGACACAGCGAAACGGGACGGACACGUUCAGCCGACAGAACGCCGAGUUUCAAACUUGGAAGUGUUCAGAAGUUUUUUUAAAUUUUCUUUUACAAAGGACCGAAAACUUGGAAAUAAGAGUGGGGUAGACUUUCCAUCUGCUUCUGGAUUCAUGUCUCCUGUGAAGGCUGCUUCACUGUAAGCUUCUAACUCACUUUUUUGACUUUACCCGAGUAGGACUCUCAAAAUGGAUAAAUACGAGGAUUUAGGACUGGAGGCAAGUAAAUUCAUCGAGGAUCUGAACAUGUAUGAAGCAUCCAGAGAUGGAUUGUUUCGGAUGAGGAGGGACGCAGGAAAUAAUCCAGAUUUUGAAGAGACAAGAAGAGUGUUUGCCUCUAAAAUGACUAAAAUCCACAUGCAAAAACACCAAGAGGAGAUGGCAAAGAAUCACCUGGCCAUGAAGAUGAACGGAGGCCACAAUAGCACCUAUUACACCAAAGACCGACCGCCCAUCAACAGCUCCAGGCAGCCGGGCGAAGCGGCAGCAAAGCCCCCAAUCCUGUCUGGUCCUGGAAGUCCAUACACACAGUUUGAUGGCCAGAAACCGUAUAACAAUUACGAUAAUAACCAACCCAACUCUCCUACCAGCCCAGGGAACCCAACUCAAGGUGCACCAACACUUGGGCGCCCAGUUUGGGCCCCAUCCAAGGAGAGUCCGCUUUCUCCAUCUUUUGUUGGGAGCAGCAGUGCACCUCCCGUUACCAGUAGCCUUCUAUCACCGCAGAAUCAAGCUCCAACACCUUCAGAGAGCCGGAAUUCAUCCUCCACUGCUGGGACAGCCAGUGUAUGGGCUGGAGAUCUGGCAAAGCCAGCUGUCAUCCCUGCCUUGCCCCUGAGUGCUUUCACAGGAGAAACGGAGCUCCACGUGCAGCAGCCUCCUUACCCGGCACCAUCUCCAACUUCAAGGCCCUUACCGGGUUCGCUUGACCCUUACCACAAUGGUCCAGUGGCAGCUUCCUCGCUCCUGCCUGCAACUCCUGACUCCCCUUCGCCAAAAGGUCAGGUCACAUCCCCGAACCCUGGACAUGUCUCCAGAAGCAGCAGCGGGGGUCAAGGUCAGAGCCACAUACCCGGCAGUGGACAGGCGAUUUAUAGUGAAACUGAAGGCCUGUCCUCCCCUAAAUCUCUGCCGCUGCCCUGCCUGUCUCUGCACAUGCAGCCACCUGAACAGGGCCCGUCAGCAGCUGAAAUAAAAUUAGAAGCUCUCACUAAGCGGCUAGAAAAAGAGAUGGAUGCCCAGCCAAAGGCUGACUACUUUGGACUAUGUGCUAAGUGCAACAAAGCAGUUUAUGGCGCCAACCAGGCCUGCCAAGCAAUGGGAAGCCUUUACCACGACAGCUGCUUCACCUGCAGUGCCUGUGGUCGGAGGCUGAGGGGGAAGGCAUUUUAUUAUGUUGGAGGAAAAGUGUUCUGUGAAGAGGACUUUCUAUACUCUGGUUUCCAGCAGUCUGCUGACAAGUGCAACGCAUGUGGACAUCUGAUCAUGGACAUGAUCCUGCAGGCCCUCGGGAAGUCGUACCACCCCGGCUGUUUCCGCUGUGUCAUCUGUAACGAGAGCCUUGAUGGAGUGCCCUUCACUGUGGACACUGAAAAUAAGAUCUACUGUGUCAAAGACUACCACAGGGUUCUGGCUCCUAAGUGUGCAGCGUGUAACCAGCCCAUUUUGCCCUCAGAGGGCUCUGAUGAAACCAUUCGAGUGGUAUCCAUGGACAGAGAUUAUCAUGUUGAAUGCUAUCACUGUGAGGACUGUAAGAUGGAGCUGAACGACGAGGAGGGUCAUCGCUGCUACCCUCUGAAUGGACACCUCCUCUGCCACACCUGCCACCUGAAGCACAUCAAUCCUAGCUGCUCCUCCUCCCUCAUCUCCUCUUCCUACCUGUGCUAGUGUAGGUUCAGGGAGGCACCUUGUGGAUUUCUAGAGUUUGUGCUGUGUGGCAGAUCGGUGUAAUGGAUCAAACCAUUCUGUGGCUUCAUCUGUGCUUUGGAAAAUUAUAUUCAUGAAGGCUCAAUUACAGCGGAUAUCAUAAUCCUGAAGAAGAUUAUGACCUCCUGAUGAAGUAUGCUAAUGAACACACCAAAGCCCUAUUUUUAACGCAGUGAAGUAUUGUGUAAUACCCGCUGCAUAAUGACUUUGCAGAGGCUCUUUUGCUCUUUGUGUGGUUGUGUAAAUAUGAGUUGCGCUGGCUUGUAAAUACCUUACUUUCAUCUCAGUUUGGAUGAUGUGUGCCUUCACUUUCACUUUGACAUGCAGCUCCAGUUGCUAAGAGCAUCAAAACAGAAAUAUCCUGAAAUCCAUUAUGAAAUAUGUCACAAAUCGCAGGUACAAAAUGUGUCCAUCAGAGAGAAAUGUUCGCUCACUGGCUCGCUAAUGAACACCAUGAUUUAUUUAUGUUGUACUUUUCAUGCAUGAUUGCUUUUCAGACUCUUCCGGAGUGCCAUUGUUCCUCAUUUGUGCAAAACAGAAGCUGCUUUGCAUUUCCAUAAGAAAUAUGCACAAACAAAUGUAAUAAUUUUUAUUAUAAUUGGGUUUUAGGUCAGAGCAUAAUAUAAAUUGUAAUUGUUUCCCCCAUUAUUACCCAGCUUUAUAAAAAGUGGUCAUUUGGUUACUGAUCCAGUAGCUACUAGGUCAGAACUAAUCUGGACACAAAGCCAAUAUACUGAUUUACAUAUGAAAGUAUGUAAUAACAAACAGAGGAGGGUUUAAGCCAUAGCUGCUAUAAACCUGGAUCAAUAGUGAGCUUUAUGUGUCAGUACAAACUCUCACUCUGUCUUGAAUAAGAGAAGACAGCUGACUUUAUUUAGUGCAUAGUUUUGUUUUGUAUUUUUGCUAUGAUGCAUUAUUUUCCCAACCUCAGAGCAACAAUGUAGAUUAUAGUUAAUAAAUCUUUCUUAGCACUUAUAUUGACUUUUUCGUGCACCUAUUGUUUACAUGUUUUAGUAAAAAUUUAUGAUGAAAUUGGCAAAUAUUGUAAUAUAUUUAAAAUGUACUCUUGACCCAUUUCCUUUUUGGCUUUUUUUAUGCUGAGCCCCAAUUAUACAAAUUAGAUUUGCUGUGAAAACACCUUUUGUCUUGCUGUACCUUUGAUAUCCACAUUCUCUUCAUGUCUUUGAUUUUAUUAACUUAUUGGAAGACUUUAUUUCACAACAAGCUGUAGUUCAGUCAACUUGUGUACUGAUUGUUGUAAUUAAAAUAAAUACAAUGCAACAGCC
Messenger RNA from Thalassophryne amazonica, 3652 nucleotides. RefSeq names its product LIM domains containing 1a (gene limd1a). Gene Ontology annotation, cellular component: adherens junction; P-body; nucleus. Gene Ontology annotation, biological process: cytoskeleton organization; negative regulation of hippo signaling; regulation of DNA-templated transcription. The transcript is spliced from 8 exons. Bases 630 to 2327 code for a protein of 565 amino acids. Lineage: Eukaryota; Metazoa; Chordata; Actinopteri; Batrachoidiformes; Batrachoididae. The record is from RefSeq and is a predicted model, not a curated record. Gene Ontology annotation, molecular function: transcription corepressor activity.